This is a messenger RNA of Linepithema humile (Argentine ant), 8188 nucleotides long. It is a transcript of the gene sick, whose product is annotated as sickie. Gene Ontology annotation, biological process: neurogenesis; nervous system development. Gene Ontology annotation, molecular function: protein binding; ATP hydrolysis activity. The record is from RefSeq and is a predicted model, not a curated record. NCBI's taxonomy places the organism in Eukaryota, Metazoa, Arthropoda, Insecta, Hymenoptera, Formicidae.
AGAGUCGCGCGCUAAAGUCGAAGCUGCAGUCGGCCAAGCCGGCCAAGCAGGCCAGCCCGAAGUCGAGCAGGAAGGAGCAGAGCAAAGCGCAGAGUAAGAUUGCGCGCACGAGCAAGGGUCUGCCGUCGGAGAAGCUGACGACGCCCUAUAACAAUUUGGUCCUGGAGCAGGAUGGCAGAACUGCCAGCAAAGCUGUCGGCAUCAAACUGCCGGGCGACAGAAAAACGCCGAAUCUUCAGGAGCUGGUGAAGCAGCCGACGGCGACGCAGCUUCCGAAGACGAACCCUUCCGUCCUCCCGCCGCCCAAGCAGAUCAGUAAUCAAGACACCAAGAACGCGGCCCUGAAGAAUGAGCUCUUGAAGUCGUCGCCCAGGCCGAAAAUGGAACUUCCGGGCAAGAUGCCGGAUUCGAAAAUUCAUCUGCAGAGCGUGAAGCCACCGCCGAAUGGGCUGAACAAGGAACUGAUGUUGCAGAAGGCUAUUCUGGCGAACACCAACGGCAUCAUUAAGCCGUCCGAGCCGGAGGAGACGCUCGCGCACGAAAACGACGCCUUCAAUCGCACACUGAGCAUGAAUCAGGCGAAUUUAUCGGACGGCAAGGAUCUGAUAUCGAGGCAGAGGGAGCCGGAAGUUCCGGUAGUCAAAGAACCGGGAGUGGAAAGCUGCGAUUCGCCAUCCAAGACGCAACAGUCGGACCAGCGCAGGGUCAUCUGCGAGGAGGAAGCGGACUCCGCUCGCGUUCUCGCGGGGAAACAGGAUGCUGUAGCCAAUCGCGUUGAUCUAGUGAUUGACGAGAAGUCGACGAAUGCCGAGGAGGGACUCGCGGGUUCGCCGGCGCAGAGUAAUCCGAAUUUCGGUUCCAAACCGCUUACCAACAGUCCGAAUUCGACCGGUUCCGGGCUCAGUCCGGGCUCCAGCAUCCCGAAGCCCACGGCACUGGUGAAGGGCACGUCGAAGCCGUCGAAGGAGGGCGGCGUGGCCAGCGGUAUGCCGAACCCGGCGAAGAUGAAGAGCGGCGACGCUCUUCAUCGGAAACUCGACCCCAACACGGUGGCGAUGGUGUCACCGAUGCCGAGUAUAUCGGACCUCAUGUCUGAAAGCUCGCACAGCAAUUCAAACAGCACCGGCCAGAGCAACUCCAGCGACAGCAGCGUGAUCUACAGGCCGAGCAGCGAGAGCGGCAGCGAGAUUAAAACGAUUCCCAAUCGGAAAAUCGAUACCACGUUCGAGCAGAUGGAGAAAGUGCUGUCAGAAGGUUCGACCUGCGGCGGUUCCCUGGCCGACGACGAGGCGGAGAUGACGGUGAAGCCGAUGCAACCCCUUCUACGCGGCUACACGCCCGGCGCUCGAGGUUUGCAGACACUGCCGAGCCGCACCACUGGCAGGCAAUACACAGUCUUGCACUCGUCGUCGCAUCAUCACGUCGGCGGUCACCACGACUACGCCGAUGUGGACAUCGCUUCCGGUUACCUGAGCGACGGCGAGGUGCUGCGGGGAGGCGGAAUGAGCGUCGGUAGUAGAACGCUGUCGGAUCUGUGCGACGGAUACAUGUCCGAGGGUGGCGCGUCUUUGUACGCUCGCAGACUCAAUCCUUCCUACGGCCACGAGCACGAAAGAUUCGUGGGCGGCUCGCGGCGAGAGCUGUCGGGGGUGAAGGAACUGGUGACCUCGAGGCGGGUGCAGAAGAGUCGGCCGUCGGGGGUCGCGAGAUCGGAUGGCGGCUGCAUCGGGGGCGUCAGUCCAGGAAGCGGCGGCGGCGUCAGCGGCGUCGUCGCCGGCGGUCUUCUAGGAGGCUGCAGCGGCGGGAACGACGCCUUGGCGGAGCUCACGAUUGAGGAGCUGGCCUCCAUUCCCGCCGGAAAUCACACCUCCGCCAAUCACACGGGACAUCCCUCUCAUCACAAGAGAGUGCCGGGCGGAGGGGGCGUGAUUGUGGGGGGUGGCGGAGGGUCGGCCACCCCCCAAGGGGCGCAGCAGGGCAACAAUCACAAUCUGGUGUACCGCGUGGUGGGCUCACGUGGACACGCCGGCCACCAUCCGCACGUGAAGAAGUCCGACAGCUCUCAGCAGACUGAGAGCUCGGCUUUCAAGCACCAGCAGCAGCACCAGCAGCAGCAACAGCAGCAGCAGCAGCAGCAGCAGCAGCAGCAGCAGCAAGGCACGAACGGUUCCGGCAGCAGCUCGAACAGCCAGCAAUGGAAGAAGUACAUCGAGGCGGGCGCCGCGAGGGAGAGAGACAAGGAGGGUGCGCCCCCGAGUCCUAGUCCCUCCAGAAGGUCGCAGGAUAAACAUCGGAAACAGGCCAUGGCCGAAUAUGCGAAUGGCGAGAAACCGCAGAAAGUUUCGUCGGGCACAUCGACCAGCAGCAGCAGUAAGGUUCGUGGGGUACCGCAGAGCUUCGGCUACGUUAAAAGGCACAGCGCAGGCACCACUCCGAGUCCCAAUGGUGUCCAGAAUGGCGGCAAGGACGCCAGCAGAACGGCCCAAGUUAGCGCCGUGCCGAGGACGAAGGUCAAAGUGUCCGGUGGCACGCAGACGUGCACCACGGAGCUGCAGGCGAACUCCUCGGGAUCCAGUCAGAGUCAUCACUACAAGAGCUACAGUCUUACGGGUCCCAGCGCCAGCCAGCUCUCGCAAUCGGUACGCGAUCGUCUCAUGCUGGGCUCCCAGAGCCUGCCGAAGCCCGGCAGUCCAGAAUUCACCGCUCUCUUCGCGUCCGCUCACCAUCGCGACAGAGGAACCGGCGUUGGGCCGGCGAGCGCGUCAUUCUCACCUCGGGUGCUGAAACCGUCUGACGGUAGUCUCAGUGAUACAUGCAGCAAUUACGCUGCACCUGAUCUGCAAGGUUAUUAUGGCACGCCCAACAGUCCCUACACCACCUCAUGGAUGAGACACAGCAACACCUACACGCCGAGCGGACGAUCUCAAGGCAUGGGCUUGUGCGAGGCGGACAGCGUCGAAUCUUUGGGCUCACAUCGCGCGAGUCUGACGCACGCUCGUCUUCUGAUGCACCAAAGGGACUCCACGGGAUCUCCGGCGCCGCCCAGGCUGAACAGAAGCAACUCCAUCAGAUCCACUAAGAGCGAGAAGAUGUACCCGUCGAUGCUGGCGCGCGGCAGCGGUGCUUCGUCGUCGGUGGGCGAGGAGGUUGGCAUCGGCAUGGGAGUCGGCGUCGAGCCGUAUUACAGCGUUCCCGUGGGAUCGGCGGGAUGCACCGGCCAGCAUUGGUCCCAGCCGACGUCUCCGACGCCGACGCAUACCUCGCGGCAACCGCCGAACUUGUAUCAACACGUGCACAAAGACGACGACAUUCACGGCUCUUCGGUAUCCCUGGUGUCGACUACGAGCAGCCUGUACAGCUCGGCGGAGGAAAAGCAAGCGCACGAACUGAGGAAACUACGUCGCGAGCUGCUGGACGCUCAGGAAAAAGUGCACUCGUUGACCAGUCAGCUUUCUACAAACGCACACGUGGUCUCAGCUUUCGAACAAUCAUUAUCCAACAUGACUCAGAGACUGCAACAACUCACAGCUACGGCUGAGAAGAAGGAUUCUGAGCUUCAAGAACUCCGGGAGACGAUCGAGAGGUUACGCAAGCAGAGCGCUGAAGCUGGAUUGAACAACGCGGCUGCGAGCAACGGCCGGCGUCACACUUUGGGCGACUCCGAAACCGGCACCACCGGCUGCACCGGCAGCAGCAGCGGCAGCAACCAUCAUCAGGGCGCGUCGAUGGCGAGGCAAUUGUCCGCGGACAGUGUGACGUCCUUGAACUCGCUGAGCAGCGCCUGCUCGGCCAGCAGCAGUCAUCACAAGAAGAAGGGCUGGCUGCGCAGCUCCUUCUCCAAAGCGUUCUCGAGGUCGCGCAAGAACCGGCACGGCUCGGUGUCCGACGCCGAGGACUGCAAGGAGAGUCCUGGCGGCGAUCUGAGCGCCCCCAACAGCCCGAGACUGCCGACCGCGUCCAAGCACGAGUCCUCGAGGGGACAAGCCGCGAGGAGCAACGGCCAGAAGUCUCCGGAUCACGAAAAUCCUCUAUCGGGAAGCAAGAGCAGCUCGGCGCUGUACAAGAAGGAAGACGAGGAUGUGGACGAGCUGAAGAAGCAGUUGAGGGAGAAGGAUCUCGUGCUGACGGAUAUCAGACUGGAAGCGCUGUCUUCCGCCCAUCAGCUGGAGUCUUUGAAGGACACGGUCAUAAAGAUGAGGUACGAAAUGCUAAACUUGAAGCAGAACAACGAGCGCCUGCAGCGACUGGUGACCUCGAAGUCGCUCACUUCCUCGCAGUCUUCUCUACCCAGCGACCCAGAUCGGCGCUUCAGCAUGACCGAGGUGGCGUCGAGCGUCGCGGCGCUGUCGAACGGCGACGCCAGUUCCACCGCCGACCAGCUGGAGGACCUCAGUGUCCCGGUCGAGCACGCCGUGCCGUCGAGCACGACCGCCUCGGAACCGGCCCUCGAGCAGGACACCGACGGCAAGAGGAUCAACGUGGCCGUCUACCUCGGCAGCGAGCGCAACUUCAACUGCAAUUUGGUCACCGGAAACUCCGUCGACGGCGGCAUGGGCGAGCCGCCUCACUGCGUGAUCGCCAGCGUGUGCAUCAGCAACAAGACGAGCUGGGACGCGUUGGAUUCCAUGGUGAGACGCUGCUUCAAAGAGUACGUCUCUCGCGUGGAUCCCGUGACGAAUCUCGGCCUCGGCGUCGAAUGCGUCGCCGCGUAUCACCUCGGCGAGGCCUCCAGAUGCACAUCCGACUCUCAGCAUCCCGAGCUGUUGCCUUGCGGCUACCUGAUCGGUCACGUGAAGACUAUUUACCUGGUGCUGUCAGGCUACUCCUGGCUGGCAGUGGACACGUUAAUACCUCGCUCCAUCGUUCAACGACUAAUCUCUCUUUUAACGGAGCACCGCAGAGUGAUUCUGUGCGGUCCGAGCGGCACCGGCAAGAGCUACCUGGCUGGCAAACUGGCGCACGCCUUGGUGGACACCGACAACGACACGAAGGACGCCGCCGCCGUCGCGACCUUCAACGUCGAUCACAAGUCUAGCAAAGAACUGCGCCAGUAUCUCGCGCAUAUCGCCGAGAGAUGCGACUCGAACGCCGCCGACGAACUGCCUAGAGUGAUCAUUUUAGAGAAUCUUCAGCACGCGGCGUCUCUGGGCGAGCUUUUCAGCGGACUCCUCGGAACCAGGCACUCAUCGUGUCCCGCUAUUAUUGGCACCAUGAGCCAGGCAACUUGCAGCACCACCAAUUUGCAGCUGCAUCAUAACUUCAGAUGGGUACUGUGCGCGAACCACAUGGAGCCAGUCAAGGGAUUCCUGGGACGUUACCUGAGAAGGAAAUUAUUGGAGCACGAACUGCGCGAGUGCGCCGGGACGAGAAACGCGGAAAUGGCAGCCGUGGUGGAGUGGCUGCCGCGUGUAUGGCUGCAUCUCAAUAAGUUCCUAGAAACUCACAGCAGCUCCGACGUCACUAUAGGACCGCGACUCUUCCUGUCGUGUCCGAUGGAAGUGGCCGGCUCUCAGGUAUGGUUCACCGAUCUCUGGAACUAUUCGGUGAUACCUUAUCUAGUGGAGGCGGUUAGGGAAGGAUUAACGCUGUACGGAAGACGCGUGAGCGGAAACGGAAACGGCGAGCCCACGUGGGAAGAUCCCGCGCAAUUUAUCACGUCUAGUUAUCCAUGGCUGUCGACGCAUGCCGUGCACGGCGGCAGCGACGCUCUCCUGCGCCUCAGACCCGAGGACGUGGGAUACGACGUCGUUUCCAGCGGACACACUUCCGGCGUGGGAGCCUCCAGCGUGAAGAGUCUCGGAAGUACCCACAGCGACACCGAGGGAGAUCCUCUGCUUAAUAUGCUGAUGAGACUGCAAGAAGCGGCCAAUUACUCGAGUCCGCACAGCAACGACAGCGACUCGGUGACGUCUCUCGACUCGUCGCACACUCGCCACUCGGAGGAUCUGAGCAGCUCAACGUCAUCGUCGAGAGGAGUGGAAUCAGCACUCUAAAUUAGCGAAAUAUCACGAAGGAACUCAUCGCCGAAUGGUCGAUGCGCGCGUUCAUCGACUGCUCAAUAAUUACAAAUACUACAAAAAGAAACCGAGGAUCGAUAAUUCAAUCACGAUUACGCAAUCAUUCCGAUAUAGCCGAAUCCAAGACAAUUAUAUAUAAAUAAAAAGGUAAAUGUAAGCGAAAUUAUUCUUACCGAGGGAAAUUAUUAGCGGAAUGUCUCUGAGAUUAAAAAUCGAGGAAGUUUGCGAAUUAUCGCUAAAUCGUAUAAUACUUCCAGGUCGAGGUAAGAGCUCAGCUAGCCAUUGGCGAUAAUCCUUAUCGCAAUAAACAUGAAACUACUGCAUGUUUAAGGCUUCUCCGAAACGCAAUAAAAAAAAAAGUCACGAACCGCCAGCUAUUUUAAGAUCACACGAUAUCAACAAGAGCUUCACAACACGACCUAAGGAUUUCAAAUGCCUACUAAAGCUGGCCUAUAUUUAUAUAUUUCUACGUGCGUCUAGCACCUAGAUGUGUGAUAUGUGAUAUUAAAUGAACGAAGAAACGGCGAUAACACACAAAUAAAUGGCGACUUCUCGAAAAAAUAGGUGAACCGAGAGAUGUUGAGCAGAAACUACCUUGAAUUUAAAUAUCUCACAUUCUUUCCAAAUUAAAAUUAAAUAGAAAUUAAUUUCACUCAAAAAAAUUUAAAAUUUGCUUCCAGCAAAUUCUUUCUAUCAAACGAGAAUUAAAUCUUGAUGCUAAGGAAAUGAAUUUUUUGGUGGAGGGAGUUAAAAUAAAUUCCAACCAAGUUUCUUCUCUUUUUCGUUUUUAUUGCAUCACUUCGAUUUAUUUAGUGGGCGUCUUAAAAAUAUUCCAAAUUCGACUUUGCAAUUUCUUUUGGUUCGGCUAAUUUUUCGCGGGGGACGUACAUGCGAACGUGAUGCAAUAAUCUCCACGCUGCCGUUUGCGAAAUUCUAUUUUGGUGGAACGCAUUUUGCAUUCACGGCGAGACGCGAGCGCAUAAUUAAAAAGAGAAACCGUCUCGCCGCUCUCGUCGUUCGGUGUAUACAGUAUUAAUGGCAGAGCGCAAAAAGAUAGCAGCUUCGAACCGAGGAAUCCUCAGAAAAUAGAGAUUUCUCUCUCGUCCGAUUAUUUUUCAGAUGAAAUUAUCUAAACGCAGACGGAUCGUAAAGACAAAUAAAGUAGACAACUUUCAUUCGUAUAAAUAGACAAAGAAGCGAGCGAGUUCGAAGUGAGCGAUCACGAUCUGUGCAAAGAUAGUUUAUUUAUACAUACUUUGCUACGAAAGCUCUAUUUAAUUAAAAAAAUGUUAAUAUAAUAUAUAUAAAUAGUAUAUAUAUAUAUAUAUACAUAUAUAUAUACGCUCAUACCUGAAUGACGACGGCGCUAAAUAUUAUAUAUAUAUAUUAUAAAAAUGGAAUUUCUAAUUAGUUUGUAAGGUACGUGAAUAAUUCUGGUCAUGUAACGUUGUAAAUACGAGAUACAAAGCGAGAUAAGCUAAGGUACGCGCGAAUUUGACUCGAAAACCCCCACAUAUGGGCCCCGAUAUCUCCCGCGACAAUUUUACCUUCCUUACAUUUUCUGCAUCUGUAAUCCUUUAUGUAUUUUUUUCAUAAAACUCCAGAUUUUUACACAAUAAUUAAAUUUAAGCACUCUCAUAACGCAAAAUUCUCAUCGUUUUACAGACUUCAUGACGUCGAUGGAAUUAUUAGCUUCAUCGCAAAAUAUGGUAAACAUUUAUCUUUCGUGAGAACAUGAUUAUAUGCGAACAAUUUCACCUUUCAUCUUUUGUGUAAUUUCACAAACUGCGAGCUUACUGCUCUAAACAUAAUCUAACUUCUAAAAAAUCAAACGAUUUACAUCUUUUCAAGAAAUGCGGAAAAUGGAAAAAAAACAUGUUUCAAAUACUGAUUACAAUCGCGGGAGAUAACGCGGGAUCCAGAAUAACCAAUGUACAUGUAUAUAACGUACAUAAAUCAGCGUACGAUGCUCCUCGGCUACGACAAGGGAGGAGUGGACGGGGAAAGGGGGUGCGUCAACGUAUAAUACAUACACGAUAAUACAGUCGCAUUUACAGGUUUUUUUACGUUUGUACCGUAUUUAUAUACACUGUACACGGCGCCGCACUCUGAGCUCUAUCCAAAUAACGAGAAUUAAUUGUGUCAUCAAAUAAAUCGCAUUCAAAUCUGUA